AUGUACAAUAUAUAUGACAGACUAGAAACAAAAGAUAAAGAGAUAUUUACAAUAUUAUAUAUUGGUCAAAUACCGCAAUGGGGUCUAGAUACUAUAGCAUACGGAGUCGAAUGGGAUGAUCCAAGCAAGGGUAAAAAUAAUGGAGAAUUGAAUAAUGUUAAAUAUUUCGAACCAAAGGUAUUUAAUGCUGGAUCUUUCAUCAAGUCUACAAACUCUAAGAUUUCACAUGGUAGAAAACUGUUUACUGAGGUAAUCAAAGACAACUAUUUGAGUGUUGAAUAUGAAGAGCAAAACUUGAAGAUUGGGACUAAAGAAGUUGAAGAAGUUGGAUUAGACAAAAUCAACUUUAACACUUUUGAAAGUUUAACAUUAGAUCAUGAUCAAAUUUAUAAAGCUGGUGAUGACAUUGAUCAAUUUCAAGAAACAUUUGAAAAAAUGAAAUACUUAGAUUUAUCUUCAAAUUUAUUCACUGAUGUACAUGAGGUUUUCAAGAUUCUUAAUAUUUUUCCUAAUUUGGAACAUUUGGAUCUCAAUCAUAAUAGAUUCAAUCAAGGACUUAAUGACAGUACGAAAUUUAAUUCAAUUGUGAGCUUAAAGCUUGGAUCUACUUUUUUAUCUAUCCAACAGAUCAAUCGACUAAUUCUUAGCUUCCCAAGUUUACAAACACUCAAUUUGUUAGGGAAUUGUUUUAGAGAUGAAGACAUCACUAAAUUAGAAACUCAACAUUUGUCAUUGUUAGACUUUUCCUACAAUCAAUUGACUUCAAUCCCGGUUUUGAAUCUAUCUGCAUUGAACUUAUCACAUAAUCAAAUCGCUGAAGUUAAUCCCCAAUCAAUCAUACUAUAUAAUGCACUUGAUUUAAGAAAUAAUAAAUUAAGUAGUUGGGAGGAGAUAGAUAAUCUAAGUACAACCACGCCAAAUUUGGAAGAGCUAAGGAUAAAUCAUAAUCCUGUAUUUGACAAUAUGUCAAUUGAUGAUAUGACAAUGGAAUUAAUUGGUAGAUUUAAUGGUCUUACAAAAUUGAAUGGUGCCGUUUUAUCAAAAAAUGAAAUUGAAGAUGCUGAAUUAUAUUUUAUUUCAAAAGUUCAAUCCAACUCAAUUAAAAUCAGGAAUCAAAAAAGAUGGAAUCAGUUGCUUCUGAAGUAUAAUAAAAUUGAAGAAGUUCAUGUUUCCCCAAGCAGCAAACCUUGGAUCAAUUUGCAAAUCAAAUAUCUAAAUGAAGAUGUAUCAAUCUUCUCAUCAAUGUUUUUAAAGUCAACAUCCAUUCAAAGGUUCAAAGGUUUGAUCUCAAAGAAGUUGCAAGAUUUAUCAAUACUUCAAUUCAAAAUUUUCUACUACAUAAACGAAGGUACAAGUUAUGCAAAGCAAUUUGAGAUAGAAAAUUAUCUCGGGACAUUAGAUGAUUAUUCAUUACAUGAUAAUCAAAACAUCUAUAUAUCAUUAACUUAA
Molecule: messenger RNA, 1449 nt
Organism: Lodderomyces pseudojiufengensis
Lineage: Eukaryota; Fungi; Ascomycota; Pichiomycetes; Serinales; Debaryomycetaceae
Exons: 1
Coding region: 1-1449 (482 amino acids)
Cellular component (GO): cytoplasm
Molecular function (GO): protein kinase binding
Source: RefSeq, a predicted model, not a curated record